CCGUUACCACCCCGGGAGCGCCCCAACUUCUCCGCCCGCCCUCCGAGCCCCCGCUCCCUCAGCUGGGCUGUGCCCAGCCUGGCCUCAGCAAUGGCCUCGCCUCCCCCGCCUUCGGGAUAUGCGGCCUUUGCCUGUGGCUAGCUCCAGCUUGGGGCUCCCGGCCAUACCCCCGCGGCGCCGUCCCUCCCCCGGCAGCGCGGGAGCGGGCGCCGAACGCGGGCAGGAGCCGAUGAUGGUGGGGUCCAAAUUCCCUAACCCCUCCCCCAUCAGUUCGCUCACGGUCCCCUCAGACAGGGGUUAAGUGCCCCCCACCGCUCCCGCGGCCCGGAUCUCCGGCACAGAAAGAGACUGUCAGUAUGGCCGCAGCCUUGGGCAGUGAGGAAGAUGGGGCGUCAGAAUGACGCACUGCCCGUUGCUAUAGGGGUGCCAGUUCCUAGCUGUGUGGCUUGCUCACCUGUGUGUUAAUUGGGAUGACCAGCAUCGAGAAGGGCGUGCAUUGCAGCAUUGCAUGACCUAAUCAGCCUUCCUCAUCAGCAUUCACUUUAACAACAGGUCUAAAAUGCCAGAAAUGGUAACUGCGCAGCUAGUGAGCUCCAUUUAGGAGUCUCAGGAUUAGAAUGGCAGGAGUACUGCAGGUUCCGAUUCAGGUGUAUUGCUUUCUUCAUGAGCACCAUAAACUCGUGGCUGAAGGGGGGGGGGGGGGAUGAACUGAUCCACUAGAGGGCACCAAACACUGACUUUGGGGAGGGGACAACAUACCUGGAGAAGGGGGAUGCCUAUUGAAGCCUGUCAAAGAGUUGUGUGAUACAGCCGUCUCCAGGGCUGUGCCUUUCGAUGCACAGCACUCUGAGACAAAAAUGAUAUUCAGGUAAUAGCAACUAAAGCUGACUCAGUCUCUCAUGUGUCUGACGAAGUUGGUAUUCACCCGCAAAAGCUUAUGCUCCAAUACGUCUGUUAGUCUAUAAGGUGCCACAGGACUCUGUCGCUUUUUACAGAUCCCGACUAACACGGCUACCCCUCUGAUACUGAUUGUAUGUUUUUCUAUAUAAACUGCACCCGAGGGGUUAACAACAAAACCUAUAAAAUGCAAAUGUUACACCCCACCUCUCACCUUGUCUCCCGUUCAGAGUGUGCAUUUGUGUUUAUUUCCUAGCAGACUGAAAAUGCAUAGAUGAUAACGGUGUUUUGACUGCAUGGUGCCAAUACUGCCAACUUCUCUGCAUGAAACUCCUAUUGAUUUCUAUCUGAAUUUCAUAUUUGGAGUAGUUACAAGAUCAGACUCAUUCUUUUGUCAACUCUCGAAUUUAUUCCAUGUACCAAGAAAAUAAGUUCGGACUUUUAUGUGGUUCUGUAGCUCUCUUGUGUGUGUGUUCUUGAAAUUAAGACUAUUAUGUGGUUUUGGUAGCAUUUAUGGAACAUAAUGUUUAUACAGUCAAAUCUUUCUCUGGUGCAUUAAUGCUAUGGAUAAUAUCGGUCCUGUCAUUUGAUAUCCCAAUGUAUUUUGUCUUUCUAUGUCUGUUUUCUAAACUUUAAACUCUCUGGGGCUGGGACCACUUUGAUAUCUGCACAGCACUGGACAUGUUGUCUGUGCAUACAAAAACAAAGUUAACAAGUCUUGUAACCUGAAUAUGACAACUGGUGCUUGUUCCAAAUCUUGAUUUACUUUUCCAAAAUGGUAGAUACACUCUGCCUGAUCUGGCCAAGGUCAGAGGAGGUGUCAUCAAUUAUUUAGAUACUUUGCCUUAAAUAUUUACAAAAUAGAUAUUCUUUUGAAAUAUUUUAAUAUAGCUAUAUCUACAAACGCUGCCCUUGAAGUCAUACACACAUGCAUACCAGAAGGAGCCAUAGGCUGAUGCUGUGGAUAAUGUAGGACCUGGGAAUUUAUUAAAAACAUUUUCUCAGAGUUGUAAGUUUUUGGGGGGAGGGGUGUGGCUAGUGUAUCUUGAAAAGGGACAUAUAGGUUUGGAUAGUACAAUGACAGUGAAUCUUGCAUAGAGAAGUUUUAUGGCCUCUCCUGAUGCAGUUGUAAAGCUCUGUGUAGUCCUUUAAAGAAGUUUGAUUUCUACAUCUCGCACUGCUCAAAAGUAGCUUGGCUGUGACUUUAUUUGAAGGCAUAAGAUGAGAUGGUUCUACCCUUCAGUGGAGCAGAAUACCCUUGGAUAUUCCUUUUGAUUUUAAUUAGACUAUUUAAGGUGUGAAGGGUAUUGUUCAUUGUGAGCAAUCAUGCCUAAACAUUGCCAUUAUCAAUUGUUUGCUUAAAAAUGGCACCUUUGGAGCUCACUGGGGAUACCUAAAUGGUUGAAUGCACAAAUGCUCAUGUCAGUUAUAUGAACACUUCAGUUUGUCAGUUUCAGAAAUUCACACUCUAUUCUCCAUUCUACGAACUUUAACAAUCUGAAGAACUAUACAUCAUCUUAAAUAAGGCCCUUAAACAAAGUCUUCCACUUCUAUUUGACAACUUUGGAACAACGUCUUUCAUAUUGAUUAGUAGAAGAUAUUUCUAAUCUGUAGUAACCCACAAAUUGAUAAUUCAGUGAAGAAAACUAGAAGAAUUGGGGUUUUUAAUUAAAACUGUACACAGUAUAAGGUGCUAACUCUUUCUUUAAAAAAAAUCCUCAAAUAUAUUUUAGGGCAGAUAAAACUUUGCCCCCAACUAUAUUGAAAUGUUAAUUUGGAAUUUUACUGUUGUCUGGGUCAAAAGCAGGUGUUCAUGGUGCCAUAUGAUUAAAAGGCUCUUUUUUUCUCUUAUGCCAGUAUACUGAGGAGGUUGCUUUACAAAAGCAACAUUAAAAUUCUAAGUGUUGCCCUGUUGGAUUAAAAAUGUUUAUCAUGAUGAAACAUUUUAAAGAGAUGCUUCAACUUGUUUUUUGAACUUGAUUUGAUUUCAUGUUAAAAAUAGUUUGCGGGACUUCAUCUAUAUAAGUCCUUCUGAUAACUCUUUAGUUUUACAAUCACGUUUUCCUAUUCUUAAACGAGCUGUUGCUGUCAAAUACAUAAGAAAUAUUUCUGUAAAUAAACUCUCUCACUGAAAUGAUUUGAGUGCUCUGCAGUUUCAGAAUUGAAGUCUUUUGGUACAGAUUCUUAUAUUUUUUAAAAACCCGCAUAACAAGAAGCAUAUAUGAAUGGCUAAAUGACCCUUUGAGAAAACAGCAGCUUUGAGAGUAAAGUGCACCUGAGCAAAAAUGUGUAUAUUCAAACCAGAUGACCUGCAUUUUUUAAAUUUGGUGAAAUACAAGACUGAAACUGCAUGUACCAAAUGUCUGCUCAAAAGAAGGAUAUUUGAGUUAGUCCCCUAAAAAAUAGAUUUAUCACAGAGGUGCCUUCUGUGAUUUAACUAUAGCAGGGGUGGGCAAACUACGGCCCAUGAGCCAUGCCGCGCGGCUCUGUCCCGCUCCGGCCAGGGCGCUAGGUUGGCUGCUGGACCCCCCGGCUCCCGUAAGCCGCGGCACGGCCCUGCUCUGGUUCUUACGCGCUCCAAUGGGAGCUACAGGGGCGCUGCCUGCGGAUGGGGCAGUGUGCAGAACUGCCUGGCUUUGCCUCCACAUAGGUGCCAGAGAAGGGACAUACACUGCGUCCGGGAGCCGCUUGAGGUGACACUGUGAACACAUGAAUGGCAGGAGAAGACUGUUAGCUGCCUCUGUAAUUUCUGUCCAAAACUCCAGCUUUGUGUAUCCUUCUUGUCAAAACUGCUUUUCUAAGCUGAUACUAGAUUCUAAUAGGUUUAAAUGCCUAAAAUGUGGCUGCACGGGUAAAGCUAAGGAUGCAAACUACAGGUAUAAGCUGUCCCUAAAAGUUGCUGGCACUAGUGAUUUAUUUGACGUUACCGUGUUUGGAAGCUCUUUAGAGCCAUUCUUUGGGGUCACGGCAGGAUGUCUGCAGAGGUAUAUUCAAGAUUUUAAUCAAGUAUCAGGAGAGCUGGAUAGAGAUGCAUCUCCACAUGUGUUAAUUCAAGCAGUCAAAACUUGUUUCAUUGGGAGAAGAUUUAUAUUUGGAGUGAAGAAGCAGAGCAGCAUGUAUGAUGUCUUCUGGGGACUGAAAUAUCCAGCAAAGAAGGCGGUGGGGCUAGGCUACAAGAUGAGGAAUCAGACCUGUGUGCCACUCUCAGUUCUGCUACUAACUUCCCAUAGUUCUGAAAACCAUGAUGGAGGGCACUCUGUUUCUGACAGCAUUUUGCCAAACUGCUCCAGAAUUAAUAGACUUACAAGAGAUCUUACAGCCUGCCAGAUCUUCCUGCCAAACACUGCUGUUGCCGGCUUUACUGUUAUCAGCUACUUUCAUCGGCUCCUGCAAUCUGCUAAUUUCCGGAGCAGUCACAGCAGCUCACAGCAACCCGAUUGUCCUUUCAUUGCAAUAGAUGAGCCUAGCAGUGAGCUCAGCAGCUUGUGUAGCUCUGGCAGCAACUCAUGUUUUGUUCAGUCAAGGGGCCGAGAGAGUUUUUCAGUACCCUGGCAGCAGUCCUUUGGCCUGACUUCUUCAUCUGUUGAGUGGGUAACAACAGAAGAUUUUUCAUCUUUAGAACUGAGCAAGGCUGCUGGUGAACAGUGUAAACUACAGGAGAGAGACCAAAGCAUUCAAGAUUUGCAGCUCUGUAACUCUAUGAAUGAGAGAAAUGAACAGCAAGAUAGUGAAUUUAGUUCACUAUCCAGUAGGUCAGACACAAUCACUGCGACUGAAAAACUAGAGAGCUGCUCUCAUUUAAAGAGAGAGUGGUCACCUGCCAGGAACAGCUCUAGGUUGUUACAAAGUCCAUUGGAUUUGGGGGUAAAAUACUCUUGCCUAGAGAUUAUCAGCAGACAUGAUUACUGUCAAGAAAAAUCUUGGAACUCCUUGCCUUGCCAGAUAAAAGAUGAUUCAUUUUGCUCCUCAGCAGUGUCUCCUAAUCAUGGAAGUGUAGCUGGAACUUCUCAGGAUGACCCUAUGAUUUGGGACGAGCUGCCGUUCUCUGAAAGUCUAAAUGAUUUCAUAGCCAAAAUUGAAAACCAGAGCACCAUAUCCGCAGUAGGCCUCAAUGCUCAUAAAUGUUCCCUUCGUGAAAGAAACGAGUUGGAUGAGAAUCAUAGCAAAACAUCUUGUAGGCAAGGCAUUGUACAUGUUGCCUGCAAAUCAACCACCACAACAGGGAGGUUCCCACCACUAGCAGAGAAUGUGAAUACUUGCAAAGAGCAUAUUCUCUCCUGCCAUCAAUCACACCUCACUCCUGUAAAUGGCCAAGUAUCACAGUGUGAACCUUUGUACAGCAUUUUAUCUACAAGUACUAAGGGAGGCAGAGAGUCUGACUUUAUACCUGACCCACCUCUGCUAGUGCUGUCGCAGUCCUCAGCAGUUAGAGCAACUUGUGUUCUUUCAGCGGGCAGUUUUCUACAAUCUGAGAAAGCAAAUGUUAAUAUUUCAAACAAUGCCCAUUCUUUCACCAACCUUCAGUGUACUAUGAAAGAUGCAGAAAUCUCAUAUUUACAAAGGAGAGAGAACCCCGCCCAUUUACACUCUCUGUAUGAUGGCUGCGUAGCUGAUUGGGAAAAUAAAGAAAAUUGUAGUUAUCCACCAAACCUAAGAACAGAUCUUACAAGCUCUCAGGAACUGGGCUGUGAUUUAGCAGCUCCCUACAAAGCUAAAAAUACGUGUAAGAGAGAAUUAGAACUAUUAACUGAAUUGCAAGAAAAUACUGUUAGAGCUAUAAACCAGAAUGACAUGCUACAAAACAACUCCAAUCACUCCAAAAGCAGCUACAACGCUUCUGCUGACCUCUUUGAGGCUAGUGCCAGAGAGAUGGAAACUAUGGUAGAAUUUUCAAAUAAGUCUCACAACUCUUCAGCACAGGAAAAUGUUUCGACUGAAAAGUACACAGCAUCUGAAUUAGUGUGUAGUCCUUUAGAUGUUGGCUGCAGCUAUUCAGAGUGCAGAUCCUCACUUAGUUUACCACCUCCUUUUGGUAAACACAGUACACCCAUAAGUUAUUCACUUUAUGAUUCAGAACUUGAUCUGGUAGAUACCCAGAACUUUGUUCCUUACUCACAGUCAACUCCUGUUGCAAGACCUCUUCAAAAAUUCAGAUCCCAGAGGGGGAGAGAAUCAGUUCUCCCUAAACUGACAUCUAUAAGUCCUACUAAAAUCUGCUGCAAAUCUAAACAGUCUAGGCCGUCUUUUAAAAAUACUUUAGUAAGACAACUUACCAGCAAGUUCCUGAAACGCAAAAGAUCAAGUAACACAGCCAUCAGUAAAUCUGUUUCACAGCAGUCAUUUAUCAACAGCGAGAUGCCAGAGAAUGAUUCUAAAGAAUGGAUCCCUCCAUCAGCAACAAAAUUGUUACAGCCAGUUGCAUUUUCUAAUUUUAAAACAGGUGGAUUGCAAGCCAGGAGCCCAGCUAUCUGCAAACCCAUUGACAAAAAGACUAUUUCUGAAAACAAAGUCAGCAGUGGAAAGUCAAGAACUGAUACAUGUUUAAGAAGCAGAAAAUUAAAUCCUAUGAAUAGAGCUGGAAUUCCAACAACUCCUAUACCUGCAAAUGCUGUUAAGGCCUUGCUUCUAAAAGAUGCAGGCUCUGGAACUUGUGCCUGCUCAGAAACCCAGAAGAGCCAUUCAUGUGCAACUUACUUAGUGGGUGGACUAGAUGCAGCAGUUAGCUGGUCUCCUGAACUGUUUACAGAAAAAUACUAUUUCUAGUAUGUGGCUCUUGGAAAACCUCAUUUUGUUUAAUUUUUGGAAGUGUGCCAGCAUUGCCGGAGAAGGAAAAGGGACAUUUUAAAAAAGUUUAAUUAUUCAUAUAUCUCUCAGCAUCUCUCGUUUUAAGAUGAAUUCUACCUAACUGCAAAGCCUUUUGUCCUACACGGAGGUUGGGGAACACAGAACCCUGCUGUCACAUUAUUUUAUUGUGGAUGAAAUGACUAAGCUAAAAAAAGUGAAAUAAAAGUUUAACAUUAA
Messenger RNA from Gopherus flavomarginatus (Mexican gopher tortoise), 6918 nucleotides. It is a transcript of the gene DDIAS, whose product is annotated as DNA damage induced apoptosis suppressor. The record is from RefSeq and is a predicted model, not a curated record. Gene Ontology annotation, cellular component: cytoplasm; nucleus. Lineage: Eukaryota; Metazoa; Chordata; Testudines; Testudinidae. Gene Ontology annotation, biological process: negative regulation of intrinsic apoptotic signaling pathway in response to DNA damage. Bases 3607 to 6660 code for a protein of 1017 amino acids. The transcript is spliced from 6 exons.